AUAAAAAAAAUUAUUUAUCCGACCUAAUAGACAUUUUUAAUCCAAAAAAUCGAAACCAGGAGAAGCGGAGAUCAAUAAUGGGUUCGCUCUCUCCUGAACUCAGUUUGGAUUUUCGAUCCACUUUUGUGCCGAAAUCGAUCUCCGAUUUCUUCAAACAGGUCUCGAUGAUCGAUAAUGUGUCCGAUAGGGUCAUCAAACUUAACGAUUUCGUCAAAAGUUUGGAGGAUGAAAUGAGGAAGAUCGAUGCCUUCAAGCGGGAGCUUCCGCUCUGUAUGAUUCUGUUGAAAGAUGCCAUUUUAGCUGUGAAAGAAGAGGAGUCAAUGCAAUGUUCCGUUUCUAGAACUCAACCGGUUUUGGAAGAGUUCAAAUCUCUGAAAAAAGAAUUUGAUGAACAAGAUUUUAGAAAUGGAAAAAAUUAUAGAGAUCAGAAAAAUUGGAUGAGGUCGGUUCAGCUUUGGAACUCGGAUGAUAGUAAACGAGAUUCCAAAUUCGAAACUAAGAUAAACGAGAAAGGAGGCCCUGUAGUGACUCAAGUUUCAUUGCAGUUCUGUAGAAAUAAGAAUAGUGAGAGGAGCCAAGUGCCAUUGAAGGCAUAUUCUGUGUUCCCUUCAGCCAUGGCUGUGAGGAAGGAGGAUAAGGAGGAAUUUCCAAUUCAUGGGCUUUCUCUUUGCACUCCGGGAAUUAAGAAUCCGAUAGAGGAGUCAGCUUCUAGUGGUUCGAGAUCGAGCGGGACUAGAGCUGUUUCUUCUUCAGCUAUGACUGCUCCGGUGAGUUUACAAACCGGAACACAGCAACAGCAACAGCAGCUGUCUCGUAAGCAAAGGAGAUGCUGGUCACCAGAGUUGCAUCGACGUUUUGUUAGCGCCUUGCAGCAACUUGGAGGCUCACAGGCAGUGGCCACACCGAAGCAGAUUAGAGAGCUUAUGCAGGUGGAUGGCCUCACCAACGAUGAAGUGAAGAGUCAUCUGCAGAAAUUCCGACUUCACACGAGAAGACUUCCAGCAUCUACAGUUACCCCUACGAACCAAUCCAUUGUCGUUCUUGGGGGAUUGUUGGUGGCCGAAGAUCAGUUCCGCGAGUCAUCAAAAGCUUGCAGUUCUCAAUCUGGGUCACCCCAAGGUCCCCUUCAGUUAGGCAGGACUGGCGGGACGUCGACCACAGGGGGAGACAGCACGGAGGACGACGACAACGACGUAAAAUCAGAGAGCUACAGCUGGAAGAGCCGAAGUAAAAGAACAGGAAAGGAAGAUGCAUAAGAAGUUAGAAAAAAAAGUAUUUAAGGUACAUAAAAGAAAGGUAAAGGGUGUUGAGAGAGAGAGAGAUAGAGAGCAAGAGGGUGUGAAAUUUUGCAGGAUUAGAGUCCCUUCCCCUUUAGUAGAAAGACUACUAAUGUCUACCACUGUUAAAAUGGUACAAAUUGUUUGUAGAAACCUAUGUUUAUGUGAACAUAUCAAGUUCAUCUUCGAUAAA
Molecule: messenger RNA, 1470 nt
Organism: Cucurbita pepo subsp. pepo (vegetable marrow)
Lineage: Eukaryota; Viridiplantae; Streptophyta; Magnoliopsida; Cucurbitales; Cucurbitaceae
Product: transcription factor HHO6
Biological process (GO): regulation of DNA-templated transcription
Molecular function (GO): DNA binding; DNA-binding transcription factor activity
Source: RefSeq, a predicted model, not a curated record